Messenger RNA from Prunus mume (Japanese apricot), 3724 nucleotides. RefSeq lists its product as uncharacterized. Gene Ontology annotation, molecular function: hydrolase activity. Lineage: Eukaryota; Viridiplantae; Streptophyta; Magnoliopsida; Rosales; Rosaceae. The record is from RefSeq and is a predicted model, not a curated record.
GAAGAAAGCAAGCCAGAGCCCAAUUGUCAAUGGUCGUUGGGACGCGGUAUCGGCUGCUAAACCUAAAUCCUGUAAUUAAUUAGAGCUAAGAAAGUGAUUAAUGGGCUUAAUCACAAUAUUAAUCCUGGUGGUGGUGGUGGUAUUUGGCGCAAAAACGAAUAUGCCGUUGCCAUAAUGCUUAUGUCCUUCCUCGUCGCAGACAUUCUUAAAUGUAAAGUCGGUUGAGCCUGCGAGACAGAGAGAGAACCCAACAACUACUUGACCCGUUUUCUCUUCGAAUUUUAUUCCUCAUGCACGACGCUUUCCUUUUCCUUCCUCUCUUUCAAAUUUUCAAUUUCAGAGUUUCGAAGCAUUCUUCUUCUUCGUGAUUGUCGCUGGAUCAAUUGCUCUUUGAUUUCGGCUUCGCAAGGAUAUUGGAGUUAUUCUCUGUGGGUGAUUCUGGCACACUUGUGGUGUGGUUGAUUUAUAAUAAUUUGAAGCAGUGCAAGUUCAUUUGAUGGGAUCUACUACGCCGUCUGUUGGUUUUCUAGAUACUUUAAGAAUGGAGAGGGUUAGGACAAUUCUAACCCAUACAUAUCCUUAUCCGCACGAACAUUCCCGUCAUGCUGUAAUUGCUGUUGUUGUGGGUUGCCUCUUUUUUAUCUCGUCUGACAACAUCAAUAGUCUUGUAGAAAAGUUAGACAACAAUAUUAAAUGGUGGUCUAUGUAUGCAUGUUUGCUGGGUUUCUUCUAUUUCUUUUCAUCCCCAUUUAUAGGGAAGACAAUCAAACCAAGCUAUUCAAAUUUCAGUCGGUGGUAUAUAGCCUGGAUUUUAGUGGCGGCUGUCUAUCAUCUUCCUAGUUUUCAAUCAAUGGGAGUUGAUAUGAGGAUGAAUCUGUCUUUGGGUUUUAAUGUAUAUGUCACUUCUGUUCUCUUUCUUCUUUUCUUCCACAUUAUAUUUCUUGGCCUUUGGUAUGUUGGUCUUGUGUCGCGUGUGGCUGGAAAGAGGCCAGCAAUUUUGACCAUUCUCCAAAAUUGUGCUGUUCUUAGUGUGGCCUGCUGUGUGUUUUAUAGUCAUUGUGGCAACCGUGCUAUUUUGAGAAAUAGACCACUGGAACGAAAAAACUCUUGGUUUAGUUUCUGGAAGAACGAUGAUAGGAACACAUGGCUUUCAAAAUUCCUCCGAAUGAAUGAGUUGAAAGAUCAGGUCUGCUCAUCUUGGUUUGCUCCAGUUGGGUCUGCGAGUGAUUAUCCACUUUUGUCCAAGUGGGUCAUUUAUGGUGAGUUAGCAUGCAAUGGUUCAUGUGCUGGUUCAUCGGAUGAAAUCUCCCCAUUAUACUCAUUAUGGGCCACAUUCAUAGGCCUCUACAUUGCUAAUUAUGUGGUGGAAAGGUCAACAGGGUGGGCUCUUACUCACCCUCUAUCUGUUGAAGAAUAUGAGAAGUCGAAGGAGAAGCAAAUGAAGCCUGAUUUUUUGGAUAUGGUUCCUUGGUAUUCAGGAACAUCAGCUGAUUUAUUCAAGACUGUCUUUGAUCUCCUGGUAUCAGUAACUGUCUUUGUUGGCCGCUUUGACAUGCGUAUGAUGCAGGCAGCAAUGGACAAGGUCCAUGAUGGAGCUCAACAAAAGGAUGUUUUAUAUGAUAAUUUUGUUGGGAAGGAUGAUCUGUGGUUUGACUUUAUGGCUGAUACUGGCGAUGGUGGAAACUCAUCUUAUACUGUGGCUCGGCUCCUUGCUCAACCUUCCAUUAACAUCAACCAAGAUGAUUCUAUGCUGCACUUACCACGUGGCGACUUACUCCUGAUUGGAGGGGAUCUUGCGUAUCCUAAUCCAUCAGCAUUCACUUAUGAAAGGCGUCUAUUUUGCCCUUUUGAGUAUGCUCUCCAGCCCCCUCCAUGGUCUAAACAAGAGCAUAUAGCUGUAGAUAAGCCUGAGCUACCUUGUGGUGUGUCUGAACUGAAGCAAUAUGAUGGACCUCAGUGUUUUGUCAUUCCUGGCAACCACGAUUGGUUUGAUGGACUUCAUACAUUCAUGAGGUAUAUAUGCCAUAAAAGCUGGUUGGGCGGGUGGUUUAUGCCUCAAAAGAAGAGUUAUUUUGCUCUGCAACUCCCAAAAAGAUGGUGGGUAUUUGGUUUUGAUCUCGCACUCCACGGUGAUAUUGAUGUGUACCAAUUCAAAUUCUUUACAGAACUAGUAAAGAACAAGGUCGGAGAUGAUGACUCUGUAAUUAUCAUGACACACGAACCAAACUGGCUUCUUGAUUGGUACUGGAAUGAUGUUUCUGGAAAGAAUGUUGCACACCUGAUAUGCGACUAUCUAAAAGGGAGAUGUAAGCUUCGAGUGGCUGGAGAUUUGCAUCAUUAUAUGCGUCAUUCAUUUGUUAAAACGGAGGACCCAGUUCAUGUGCAACAUUUACUUGUAAAUGGUUGUGGUGGGGCUUUUCUACAUCCCACCCACACCUUUAGUAAUUUUAAGAAAUUUUAUGGAGCUUCUUAUGAGAGCAAAGCUGCUUAUCCUUCAUUUGAAGAUUCAAGCAGGAUUGCUUUAGGAAAUAUUUUAAAGUUUCGAAAGAAGAACUGGCAAUUUGAUUUUAUUGGUGGCAUUAUAUACUUCCUACUGGUCUUCUCUAUGUUUCCACAGUGUAAGCUUGAUCAUAUCCUGCGAGAUGAUUCAUUUUCUGGCCACAUGGGGUCUUUCUUUGGAACAGUGUGGAAUGCUUUUGUAUACAUGCUGGGGCAGUCUUAUGUAUCUGUAGCAGGUGCUGUGGUAUUGCUAAUUGUUGCAAUUAUAUUUGUCCCCUCUAAAGUGUCUCGGAAGAAACGAUUGAUGAUUGGAGUUCUUCAUGUGUCUGCACACCUGGCUGCAGCACUGAUUCUUAUGUUACUGUUGGAACUGGGUGUUGAGAUGUGUAUCCAACAUAAACUACUGGGAACUUCAGGCUAUCAUACUUUAUAUCAGUGGUACCGAUCGGUGGAGAGUGAGCACUUUCCAGAUCCAACUGGCCUUCGAGCUCGAAUAGAACAAUGGACUUUUGGCCUUUAUCCAGCAUGCAUCAAGUAUUUCAUGUCUGCAUUUGAUGUUCCAGAGGUUAUGGCUGUCACCCAACAUAUAUGCAAGAAUGGGAUGGAAUCACUAUCUAGAGCGGGUGCCAUAAUCUAUUAUGCUUCCGUCUUCCUUUAUUUCUGGAUGUUCUCAACUCCUGUAGUUUCUUUAGUAUUUGGAAGUUACUUAUAUAUCUGCAUUAACUGGCUUCACAUACACUUUGAUGAAGCCUUCUCCUCCCUCCGAAUUGCUAAUUACAAGUCAUUCACCCGAUUCCACAUCAAAAGUGACGGUGAUCUUGAAGUCUACACUCUUGCAGUUGAUAAGGUCCCGAAAGAGUGGAAGCUAGACCCCGAAUGGGAUAGUGAGCUAAGACAGCCACAACAAAUGAGCCACCUUAGGAAGUUUCCUAGCAAGUGGAAUGCAGCUGCCGCUCAACAGGAUCCGUUAAAUACCGUUAAAAUUGUUGAUCACUUUGUUAUUCGACAAACAGAUAAAACUGUUAAUGGAGCAAGUGAUGGAUCAGUAAUUAGCUGAUCUGGGCUUGUGUUCUAUCUGUAACAUUAUUGUAGUUCCCUUCGUUUAGAUAGCAAUGAAAGAAAAGAAAGAAAGAAAAAAAAAGUUUGUAUGUUAAGAUUGCACAUAUUUGAUUGUUUUAGUUGCCAGAUUUGUACAGAAAAUUGGUAAUGCGAAUUUGGAGUUUCA